CGCCGCCUCACGGCCCCGCCGCCAUCUUGUUUCUCGGCCGCUGGGCGCUCGCUCUGCUCCGGCCUCCCCCUCCCCCUCCUUCCCGCCUCCCGCCGGUCGGGCCGGGGGCAGCGCGGGCGCCGGGAGAAGGCGGAGGAGAUCGCGGCUCCGGCCUCCCCGGAGUCAAGCCAGCUGCCAGUUGCCUGCCCACGACUCCAACAUCCCAUUCCCUGCCCUGGGAAUUGCCUCUCACUGCUGGGUCACAGUCUUCAGUAUUAAGCCACCAGGAUGUCCACAGAUGGUGGCUUUGGCACAGCCAGCAGCAGUGAUGCCCAGCAGAGCCUUCAGUCCUUCUGGCCCCGAGUCAUGGAGGAGAUUCGGAACCUGACAGUGAAAGACUUCAGAGUUCAAGAACUCCCUCUGGCUCGUAUUAAGAAGAUAAUGAAGCUAGAUGAAGAUGUGAAGAUGAUCAGUGCUGAAGCCCCUGUGUUGUUUGCCAAGGCAGCUCAGAUAUUCAUAACAGAACUGACCCUGAGAGCCUGGAUCCACACAGAAGACAACAAGCGCAGGACUCUGCAGAGGAAUGACAUUGCCAUGGCAAUUACCAAGUUUGAUCAGUUUGACUUUCUGAUUGAUAUUGUUCCAAGAGAUGAGCUGAAGCCUCCAAAGCGCCAGGAGGAGGUGCGCCAGGCUGUCACCCCAGCUGAGCCUGUGCAGUAUUAUUUCACCCUUGCACAGCAACCUGCAGCAGUGCAGGUGCAGGGACAGCAGCAGGGACAGCAGACCACUACCUCCACAACCACCAUCCAGCCAGGACAGAUCAUCAUUGCCCAGCCACAGCAGGGGCAGAGCACCCCCGUGACCAUGCAGGUUGGAGAAGGCCAGCAGGUACAGAUAGUGCAGGCCCAGCCUCAAGGACAGACCCAGCAGGCUCAGAGUGGAACUGGGCAGACCAUGCAAGUCAUGCAGCAGAUCAUCACCAACACAGGAGAAAUCCAGCAAAUACCGGUUCAGUUGAAUGCUGGCCAGCUGCAGUAUAUCCGCUUAGCCCAGCCCGUGUCAGGCACCCAGGUAGUCCAGGGGCAGAUCCAGACGCUUGCAGCCAAUGCACAGCAGAUAACACAGACAGAAGUCCAACAAGGACAGCAGCAGUUCAGCCAGUUCACAGAUGGGCAGCAGCUUUACCAGAUCCAACAAGUGACCAUGCCUGCAGGCCAGGACAUCACCCAGCCCAUGUUCAUUCAGUCCACCAACCAAACCUCAGAUGGCCAAGCCACACAGGUGACAGGGGACUGAGUGAGUGGGGACGUUGUAGAAAGUCUCAGCAUGGAAAAGAACAUGGACCAGGCUGGCCACACCAACCUGGCCUGGUGAAUACAUCUGCUUCUGUGUAUCUGUACUUGAUAUCAAGCCUAUAGUAGGCUGCAACCUCCGGUGCACUAUACACCUUCCUCUGGUGGGUAUGAGAGAAUAUCCAGCAGACACUGACAGGAAUGCAAUAUUUUAAUUUUUAUUUUUAGAAAUCAAUAUUUCGGUGUAUUCAGCUGCUUGUCCAAACCCAUAGAAUGGAAAGAGAACUAAUCAAAAGGAAUUUGUAGCAUCUCAUUGAACAAUGUAAAACAUUUUUAUCUAGUAAAAUUAUUAAAGGGUACUGCAUCUGGUUUGUUGUAAGAGCUUUA
Messenger RNA from Calypte anna (Anna's hummingbird), 1658 nucleotides. RefSeq names its product nuclear transcription factor Y subunit gamma (gene NFYC). NCBI's taxonomy places the organism in Eukaryota, Metazoa, Chordata, Aves, Apodiformes, Trochilidae. The transcript is spliced from 11 exons. Gene Ontology annotation, molecular function: DNA binding; protein heterodimerization activity; DNA-binding transcription activator activity, RNA polymerase II-specific. The record is from RefSeq and is a predicted model, not a curated record. Bases 268 to 1275 code for a protein of 335 amino acids. Gene Ontology annotation, cellular component: nucleus; CCAAT-binding factor complex. Gene Ontology annotation, biological process: regulation of DNA-templated transcription.